This is a messenger RNA of Musa acuminata AAA Group (dessert banana), 1953 nucleotides long. Its product is annotated as short integuments 2, mitochondrial-like. The record is from RefSeq and is a predicted model, not a curated record. NCBI's taxonomy places the organism in Eukaryota, Viridiplantae, Streptophyta, Magnoliopsida, Zingiberales, Musaceae. The coding region runs from base 638 to 1603 and encodes 321 amino acids. The transcript has 9 exons. Gene Ontology annotation, biological process: mitochondrial translation. Gene Ontology annotation, cellular component: mitochondrion. Gene Ontology annotation, molecular function: GTPase activity; GTP binding.
AAACGCAUCGCGGAGAUGGGGUUCAACCCCGGUGGUGGUGUCAUCAACUGGUUCCCCGGGCACAUGGCUGCCGCCACUCGGGCUAUCCGUGAUCGUCUCAGGCUCGCCGACCUCGUCAUCGAAGUACGCGAUGCCCGCGUGAGACACCACUCUCUUGCACCACUUUUCUCUCCUUCCCCGCCACCCAAACAACUUUAGUACCUCUUGCUGCCCUAACAAUCCUAAGCGACGCCUCCUUGCUUCGACCAUCGUUCUCCUGAACUUGUAUAGUCUUUUAGUUUGUUAAUGGGGACGUUCUGGGAAUGAAAACACAAGUGGUAAGUUGUCUACCAUUUGUUCGAUGAAAAGACUUUGAGGGGCACUGAAGUCGCAACCUAAACACCUCUUUCUUAAGCAUCAUAGAAAACCUGAUACUUCUAAAUGGCUAUCUACUUGUAAAUGAAAUGACAGACAAGUGCUCUUUUGUGAGUUGAUCCAGUUGCUGCCUUCACUUGAGCAAGCACACUAUAGGUCACACUCUUCUUUCGCAACUGCUUUAACUGAUUCUAGCCACCAAAGUAAUAAAAAUUGUUGACGUCUCAGUACAUGCUGUUUUCUGUUUGGUCGUUGGAGCUUAAUUUUAGGCUGUAAGAGGAGCAUGAUUCCAUUAUCAUCCGCUAAUGAGGAUCUCCAGAGUCUGCUUUCCUGUAAGAGGCGUAUAAUUGCCCUAAAUAAGAAAGAUAUGGCAAAUCCGAACAUAAUGCAUCGAUGGGUACAGCAUUUUGAGUCAUGCAAGCAAGACUGUCUGUCAAUGAAUGCUCACCUCAAAAGUUCUGUAAGCCAGCUUCUAGCACUUGUGGAGUUGAAAUUGAAGGAAGUCAUUUCUAGAGAACCUACACUUCUUGUUAUGGUUGUUGGUGUCCCAAAUGUUGGCAAAUCAUCUCUUAUCAAUUCUAUCCAUCAGAUUGCAAAUUCUCGUUUUCCAGUGCAGGAGAAGAUCAAGUGUGCUACGGUGGGACCAUUGCCAGGUGUGACACAGGACAUUGCAGGAUACAAGAUUGCAAAUCGGCCUAGCAUAUAUGUACUGGAUACACCAGGUGUCCUUGUGCCUAGCAUACCAGAUAUAGAGACGGGCCUAAAGCUUGCUUUAACAGGGGCUGUCAAAGACUCAGUGGUUGGUGAAGAACGCAUUGCUCAAUAUUUAUUGGCAAUUUUGAAUAGUAGGAGAACACCUCUACAUUGGGAUCGCUUAGGUAAUGAACGAAUGCGGACAGCACCUGAGUUUGAUGGAAGAAACAAGAAUAUUUUUGCUGACUCAAUUCCAAAGAGGAGGAGGCAAUUGAAUGUGUCUGAUUCUGAUGCUUUGUACAUUGAGGAUCUUGUGAGAGAGGUCCAACGAACAUUGUAUCUCACAUUCAAAGAUUUCGAGGGCAAUUUGGAGGAAGAGGGUGAACUAGAAAGUCUGAUUGACGCUCAACUUACGGCACUCCGGAAAUCAUUUAGGAUACCGUCUCAUAGAGCAUGUGAUGAAGCUCGGACGAUGGUCUCAAAGAAGUUACUAACCUUAUUUAGGACAGGAAAACUGGGCCCAUUCAUACUCGACAACCUUCCAAAUUCUUCAUAAUCCUUCCCUUGCAAACAACAGAAUUGAAGUUUAUGCGCUGUAUAUAACAUGUUAUUUGAUGUGAGCCAUCACAUUCCUACUGUUAGGAAGGAAACAGGAAACCCCUAAAAUGAAGUGGCAGUUAACCAGAAAAGCAAUAUGAGAAAAGAGGGAGAGUUGAGAAUUCCCAUCAUAUGACAUAAUUCACAUUUUUUCUUUGUCUUUUAGCAAUAUUUGAAUCUCCUGAAGAAUCAGAAAUUUUGACUUCUGGUAUGCCAACUAGGAUUACAAAAUUUUGUACCACAUUUGUACUAAUGUUUUGUAACAUUCAGACCUGAUAAGGGGAAGUGAGACAUGGCAGUCUUAUGACA